AUGGAGGAUCGCAACACGCAAGACGGUCCAGUUGACAGCGAGGAAAAGCCGCACUUCUGUGGGAGAGACGUCCCGGAGAGGAUGUUCAGGUCCGUGCUGCUGCUCCUGGCAGUGUCAGGCCUCCAAGCCGUCCCAAUCGCAGUCCCUCGAGGUCUGCAGAAGACAUCUUCAACCUACCAGCUCCCCGAUGGCUUUCAAAUGGGCACCGAACACGACACUGACAUCCGUCGACCCAUUCCAGACAGCUACAGACAAGGUACUGAGCUCUCCAGAAGGUUCCUGGUUGACCUCAACACUGGCCUGGUGCAAGACAACAUCGCUGUCAUCCGCCCCUCUCUUGGGAAUGGGUUUGGAGAGAUGGAGAGAAGACAGUGGCUGACAGAUGAGAUCCCUGUUGAUGUUCCAGCCCAGAAGAAUGGUGGUGGUUGGGUGCGGGUGGAGAUGGUUUCAGACAGGGAACUGAACCCUUCAGAACCUCACAUGUCUAUCCCAGAUGGUUUCAGACAGGGAACUGAACCUCACAUGUCUAUCCUAGAUGGUUUCAGACAGGGAACUGAACCUCACAUGUCUAUCCUAGAUGGUUUCAGACAGGGAACUGAACCUCACAUGUCUAUCCUAGAUGGUUUCAGACAGGGAACCAAACCCCUUAAGUCUAUCCCAGAUGGUUUCAGACAGGGAACCAAACCCCUUAAGUCUAUCCCAGAUGGUUUCAGACAGGGAACCAAACCCCUUAAGUCUAUCCCAGAUGGUUUCAGACAGGGAACCGAACCCCUUAAGUCUAUCCCAGAUGGUUUCAGACAGGGAACCGAACCCUUCCUGUCUAUCCCAGAUGGUUUCAGGCAGGGAACCGAACCCUUCCUGUCUAUCCCAGAUGGUUUCAGACAGGGAACCGAACCCUUCCUGUCUAUCCCAGAUGGUUUCAGACAGGGAACCGAACCCUUCAUGUCUAUCCCAGAUGGUUUCAGACAGGGAACCGAACCCUUCCUGUCUAUCCCAGAUGGUUUCAGGCAGGGAACCGAACCCUUCCUGUCUAUCCCAGAUGGUUUCAGACAGGGAACCGAACCCUUCAUGUCUAUCCCAGAUGGUUUCAGACAGGGAACCGAACCCUUCAUGUCUAUCCCAAAUGGUUUCAGGCAGGGAACUGAACCCUCUGCCUCUAGAAUCCAAACACAGACAGUGGAAUGUAAGGGAGAGGUCAUCAAUGGAAACUGCUAUGAGUUCAACCCCACACCAUUAACCUUCCAGGACGCACAGGUCAUCUGCAGAGCUCUUGCCCCAAAUGCUGAGCUUGCAUCUGUACCCAGCAGUGAUCUGCAUUCUCGCCUGGUUUCCCUGGUGACCGAGGGUGGUGAGAAAAACCCUGUGUUGACCUGGCUGGGAGGCACCGUCAAGAACCAGAAGGCAUCAUGGGUAGACGGGUCGGAGUGGGGUUACAGUGACUGGAAGCCGGGCCACCCCAACAUUCAGACUGACAAACCUGUGUGUUUGGAGAUGUUCCAGAUAGAUGAGAGCUGGUGGACGGCCGCUGACUGUGACCUGAGGAGAGCGUCCAUCUGCUCGUACCCAAUCACUGCCUGAAGACCACAAAGACACAGCAUAUACGAGUGUGGACAUCUGGAUCUGUCUUGCAGACAACAUUGUUUCUUGUUUGUCUCCUUGAAUAAAACUUUAAGAUUUGA
This is a messenger RNA of Hippoglossus stenolepis (Pacific halibut), 1679 nucleotides long. RefSeq lists its product as uncharacterized. The record is from RefSeq and is a predicted model, not a curated record. The transcript is spliced from 9 exons. Lineage: Eukaryota; Metazoa; Chordata; Actinopteri; Pleuronectiformes; Pleuronectidae. Gene Ontology annotation, molecular function: signaling receptor activity. The coding region runs from base 1 to 1578 and encodes 525 amino acids.